Drosophila serrata is the source of this 3492-nucleotide messenger RNA. RefSeq lists its product as uncharacterized. Gene Ontology annotation, molecular function: deSUMOylase activity. Gene Ontology annotation, cellular component: nucleus. Lineage: Eukaryota; Metazoa; Arthropoda; Insecta; Diptera; Drosophilidae. The record is from RefSeq and is a predicted model, not a curated record. Gene Ontology annotation, biological process: proteolysis; protein desumoylation.
UGUUCCCAUACUCAAUUUUUAUUUAAAUUUUCCCAGCGAAUGCUUAAAUUUUCACUUUCAAGAAGAAGAACUCAAAGUUGUAAUAACUAUCGGCUACACACAUGACAAAUGGAUCUCUUUUGGAAUAAAGCGAAAAGAAACAAUAACUCAACAAAGAAACAUGGGAACCAUCGAUAUAUUGCCAUCGUCGAUAUCUUGAUGUAACCUAAAAUUUUCUUUAUUUUAUUGUGAGAAGUCAACGAGUGAACAUAUAAUUUAGGGAACCAAAAAAAAAAAGGAAAUAAGACAAAACCUAUUUUACUGCGUAACGUUGAGCUACCGCCAGACCGCGGCCCAGAAUAUUUUUAUAUUCUUCUUCGAGAUCGAGCUCCAGUUCAGGCCCCAUCCGGGCUUUAGCUCGGUCUCCAGCUCGGGCUCUGAUUCGGACAGAAAUCCAUCUACACGGUCACAUACACCUUUGGAAAUCCCGGAUAAUAGGUCCUUGAUUCGCGUGAAAGACCCUUAACGAUCCGUCUUGGGCUACAUACCAUCAACUUACCCAAGAUGGGUUCAUCUUGGUCGAAGGAGAUACGGAAGCCCGAAUCGUCGAAUCGUGAUCAACGAUCCAGCUUGCGCUAUAGACCAUCAAGACAGUCACAUUCCGAGUCCUCGCCUCGUAUGAGGGGCCGUUAUCGAGUCAGAUUGGGCUACAUAUCAUCACCACAGCCACAGCCACAGUUACAGGCCGAGCCCUUGAAUCCUGGGAAUGGCAGUUAUCGAGUGAGCUGGGGCUACAUAUCAUCACCACAGCCACUGGCACCGCCAUUGGCUCAGCCACAGCUACAGCUACAGACCGAGUCCUCGAUUAAUUUGGGAAACAAUCAACCUUCCACAUCGGGAUACAUAUCAUCACCACAGCCACUGGCACAGCCACAGACCGAGUCCUCGAUUAAUUUGGGAAACAAUCAACCUUCCACAUCGGGCUGCAAACCAUCUCCACAGCCAUUACCUAAUGGCUUUGAUUCAGCCGUAUCGUCUAAGAACAAGUCCUCGAUUCUUGAUCAACAGUCCCCCUUGGGCUCUAUAACAUCAUCCGAGUCAAGUAGGGAUAUUAAUCAUUUGAAGGAUUCACCAGAGAAGGAGUCCUCGAUUCUCGUGAAAGACGAUCAACAGUCCAGCUCAGGCUGCAAACCAUCUCCACAGCCACAGCCUUAUGCCAGUUAUUCAAAGGAAUCACCGGAGACUAAAACCUGGAUCCUCGUGAAAGCCGAUCAACCGUCCACCUUGGGCUACAUACCACCUCCCGAGCCAAGUAUGUAUUUAAAUCUUCCGGAUGAAUCUCUGGAGCCCAAGUCCGCUAUUCGUUUGGGAGGCAAUCAACAGUCCACCUUCUUUCCCCCGGCGGACUUCACCGUGUGCGCCAACUCAACCUUCAUUAUGGGUUCCACACUGAUCGCCCAGCUGCGUAGGGUUUUGGAUUGUCCGGUGGAACCUGCGAAGACCGAGUUCUCGAUUCGUUUGGAGGGUAACCAACAGCCCACAUCGGGUCACAUACCAUCUCCAGUGACAAAGCGUUCGAAGGAAUCUCUGGAGACCGAGUUACCGGUUCGUUUGGGAGACAAUCAACCAUCCACAUCGGGCAACAAACCUUCGAAGUCGCAUAUGCCUUUGAAUAGUUCGAGGGAAUCAUCCGUAACUGAGUCCACGAGUAGUGUGGAAGACGCUCAACAGUCCACCUUGGGCUCCAUCUCACGCUCCAUUUCGAGCUCCAGCUUGGGCUCCCUACAGUCUCCUCAGCAGAGUUUCAGGCAGCCUCGAAAGCGAAGUUCCAUACAGACUCCAGAGCUGAAUGUUGAAUUAGAACGGUCGUUGGCUAGGUCAAGGGCUUUGAAACAAAUUGGGAUGUUAGUGAAUGAAAUCACAUUACAGGCAGAGAAACGGAAAAGGGAGACCGAAGCGGCCACUGCUGCAGACAAUGAGGCAAAUCUCCUCCAGAUGCAGCAGGUGGAACCUCCUCAGCAGCCUGCAAAGAGGAAGCAUUCAAAUACUGAACAGGAUGUGUCUCUGCAGCAGCAACAUCAGCUUCUCCUGCAGCAACAUCGAACUCUGCAGCAGGAACAUCAGCAGCUUCAGGACAUGCACAAGCAACAUCAGCUUCUCCUGCAGCAACAUCGAACUCUGCAGCAGGAAUAUCAGCAGCUUCAGGACCUGCACAAGCAACAUCAGCUUCUCCUGCAGCAACAUCGAUCUCUGCAGCAGGAAUAUCAGCAGCUUCAGGACCUGCACAAGCAACAUCAGCUUCUGCUGCAGCAACAUCAAACAAUGCAGCAGGAAUAUCAGCAGCUUCAGGACCUGCACAAGCAACAUCAGCUUCUGCUGCAGCAACAUCAAACAAUGCAGGAGGAACAUCAAACAAUGCAGGAGGAACAUCUGCUUCUGCAGGAGCAUCAUCAAAUUUUGGAGCAAGAAAAUCACUCGCUUCAACAGCAGCUAAGUUGCAAAGCUGCAAAGAGGAAGCAGAUGGAAGCACCUUCUGAAGAGCCUCCAUCUAAGAAGCAGAAGAAGAAGAAGAAGAAGAAGGAGCUUCAGGUACAGGAGUUACCGGAACAGGAGCUACAGGAACAGAAGAUGCAAGAACAGGAAAUGCAGGAAGAGGAGAUGCAGGAACAGGAAAUGCAGGAACAGGAAAUGCAGGAACAGGAGAUGGAGGAACAGGAGAUGCAGGAAGAGGAGAUGCAGGAACAGGAGAUGCAGGAAGAGGAGCUGCAUGAAGAGGAGCUGCAGGAACAGGAGAUGCAAGAAGAGGAGAUGCAGGAACAGGAGAUGCAGGAAGAGGAGCUGCAGGAACAGGAGAUGCAGGAACAGGAGCUCCAGGAACUGGAGCUACUGGAACAGGUACAGGAGCUCGAGGAACAGAAGAUUCAGGAACAGGAGAUUGAAGAACAGAAGAUUCAGAAACAGGGGAUCAGGAACAGGAGGUUCAGGAACUGGAGACUCAGGGACAGGAGAUUCAAGAACAAGAGUUUCAGAGACAGGAGAUUCAAGAAAAGGAGAUUCAAGAACAGGGGGUUCAGGAACAGGAGAUUGAGAAACAGGAGAUUCAGGAACAGGGGGGUCAGGAACAAGAGGUUCAGGAACUGGAGAUUCAAGAACAGGGGGUUCAGGAACAGGAAGUUCAGGAACAGGAGAUUCAGAAACAGGAGAUUCAGGAACAGGAGCUACAAAAACUGGAGCUCCAGGAACUGAAGCUUCAGGAACAGGAGCUACCGGAACAGGAGCUACCGAAACUAGAGCUUCAGGAACAGGAGCUACCGGAACAGAAGCUUCAGGAACAGGAGCUUCAGGUAGAUGAGCCCCAGGAACAGAAGCUGAAGGUUUCGAUUAAGCAGGAGCAGCCAUCUGAGGAUCUUGAGAAUAUACCUCAGCAGAAUGUGCAGCAAAAUAUUCCGUCUUGGUAUAUACCACUCACUGAACAGCAAACUAAUUCGAUCAAUUUAUUAUUGCAUGGGGACC